CUUUGCUGCUCGGCUCUUGGGGUUUCCAUCUCCCCCCGCUCUCUCUCUCUCUCUCUCUCACACACACACACACACAUUCUCUUACAUUCAAGCCAUGGCGGAUGUUGAGACGGAGGUCGCCGGCGGUCAGCCGAAGAGAAGAACGUUCAAGAAGUUCAGUUUCAGAGGGGUCGAUUUGGAUGCUCUCCUCGACAUGCCAACGGAAGAGCUGGUCAAGCUUUUCCAUGCUCGUGCACGGAGACGGUUCCAGAGAGGCUUGAAGAGAAAGCCUAUGGCUUUGAUCAAGAAGCUGCGCAAGGCGAAACGUGAAGCCCCACCUGGUGAAAAGCCAGAGCCAGUCAGGACACACUUGCGCAACAUGAUCAUUGUACCUGAAAUGAUUGGAAGUAUUAUUGGUGUUUAUAAUGGAAAGACCUUCAACCAGGUUGAAAUCAAGCCAGAGAUGAUCGGCCAUUAUCUGGCAGAGUUCUCCAUCAGCUACAAGCCUGUUAAGCACGGGAGACCAGGUAUCGGUGCCACCCACUCGUCUAGGUUUAUUCCUCUCAAGUGAUGCGCUUCUUCAGAUUUUCUUUUGGGGGAACUUUUGGGAGUGCCUUGUAGUACUUCUUUGCCUUUAUGCUUUACAAAUUUUGACUGUACUAGCUGCUACUGCCCAUGUGACUAGUGAGGCAAAUUUUUCUACUUCAGUUAAGCCGAUAGUUGAUUGAUUAGCGCA
Messenger RNA from Nymphaea colorata (pocket water lily), 715 nucleotides. RefSeq names its product 40S ribosomal protein S15. The coding region runs from base 95 to 550 and encodes 151 amino acids. The record is from RefSeq and is a predicted model, not a curated record. Gene Ontology annotation, cellular component: ribosome; cytosolic small ribosomal subunit. The transcript has 4 exons. Lineage: Eukaryota; Viridiplantae; Streptophyta; Magnoliopsida; Nymphaeales; Nymphaeaceae. Gene Ontology annotation, biological process: translation; ribosomal small subunit assembly. Gene Ontology annotation, molecular function: RNA binding; structural constituent of ribosome.